Messenger RNA from Pristis pectinata (smalltooth sawfish), 4388 nucleotides. RefSeq names its product structural maintenance of chromosomes 5 (gene smc5). The record is from RefSeq and is a predicted model, not a curated record. NCBI's taxonomy places the organism in Eukaryota, Metazoa, Chordata, Chondrichthyes, Rhinopristiformes, Pristidae. Gene Ontology annotation, cellular component: Smc5-Smc6 complex. Gene Ontology annotation, biological process: double-strand break repair via homologous recombination. Gene Ontology annotation, molecular function: ATP hydrolysis activity; ATP binding.
GUGGCUCAGUGACGUGCGCGCUCCCCCCGAUCCUGGACGACGCGAUGACGUCGCUCGGCGUUUGCGCGCGAAGGCGGGAGCUUGGCGACCGCGAAGAUGGCGGCGCCGAAGCGCAAGCUGUCGAGCCAGAGGGAUGCUAGAAGCAAGAGGGUGUCGGGUGGCUCCAGGCAGCUUUCGCAGGAGGCUGAUAGGACGGGCAGCCAGUUCGUGGAGGGAGCCAUCGUCCGGAUCAAGAUGGAGCAUUUCCUAACUUAUGAUUCCUGUGAGAUCCUCCCUGGGGCCAAUUUGAACAUGAUAGUGGGUGCAAAUGGCACUGGAAAGUCCAGCAUAGUGUGUGCAAUUUGCCUGGGCCUGGCAGGAAAAACCUCCUUUAUCGGGAGAGGGGACAAGGUUGGUCUUUAUGUGAAACGAGGAUAUAGCAAAGGAUGUAUUGAACUUGAACUUUACAGGCGUUCAAAAAACCUUAUAAUUAGCCGAGAAAUCUCUGUUGCAAAUAACCAAUCAGUAUGGCAAAUAAAUGGAGAACAUGCAACCCAGAAAAUGGUUGAAGAACAGACCUCUGCUUUGAAUAUUCAAGUGGGCAAUCUCUGCCAGUUUUUACCUCAGGAGAAAGUUGGAGAGUUUGCAAAAAUGUCAAAAAUUGAGCUUUUGGAAGCAACAGAAAAAUCAGUUGGCCCACCGGAGAUGUACAAAUUUCACAGUGAUUUAAAGAAUUACCGAGAAAAGGAGAAAGAGCUGGAGAACACGUGUAAAGAAAAGUCAGUUGCUUUGGAGAAGAUGAAGCAGAGAAAUGAGCGAAGUGAGCAAGAUGUGCAGCGGUAUUAUGAACGACAGAGACACUUGGAUAAAAUAAAGAUGCUGGGAAGAAAGAGACCCUGGGUGGAAUACGAGGCUGCUCGACAGGAGCAUGAAGAAGUGAAGCAUCUCCGUGACCAGCUGAAACAAGAACUGAAAGCACUAAAAGAAGCCCAGGCUCCAGUGACUAGAAGAAUUCAGGUUGUUGAAAGGCAGUGUAGGGAGCAGGAGACAAAAGUCAAGGAAAAGGGGUCAGAAAUUAAGAAAAUCUCACAGGAAUACAAACAAAAACAAGAUUUAUUGGAACGGAAGGACAAAGAGGUUGAAGAAGUUCAGCAAAACUUAAGAAUGAAAAACGAUGAGGAAAUUGACCGUCAAAAAAGAAUAAGCAACACAAAGAAGAUGAUUGAGGAUCUGCAAAAUGAACUGAAUGCUACAAGGAAUUAUGACCAUGUGCAACCGGAGAUAGACCAAAUCAGCACUGCCCUCCGGAAAGUUCAAGAAGAAAAGGGAGCCAUUGACACCGAGAAGGCAGAGCUGCAAAGAGAGGAGGAAAAUUCAAAGCAAGAGAAAGAGCAGGUUAUGACUAAUAUCAAAAAACUUGAAGACAUGAUGAACUUUAAAGAAGCAAAACUUCGAGAUCGGUUUAGAGAUACGUACAAUGCUGUCCAAUGGUUAAGAGAGAACAGGAAUAAAUUCCGUGGACGCAUCUAUGAGCCAAUUAUGCUUGAGCUCAAUAUGAAGGAUUCAAGGAAUGCCAAGUACGUUGAAAACCAUAUUUCACAGAAUGAUCUGAGGGCCUUUGUUUGUGUGAAUAUGGACGAUAUGGAUGCAUUCCUUCGUGAGGUUCGUGAUAAACAGAGGCUAAAGGUGAAUGCGGUGUGUGCACCUACUAUUUCAGUGGCAGGGAAGCCACCUACUAGACCCAUUCAAGAACUUCAAAUUUAUGGUUUUGUAUCCUAUUUGCGAGAGCUGAUCGAUGCACCAGAACCUGUAAUGAGCUAUCUUUGUGAGCAGUACAAAGUUUAUGAUGUUCCUAUAGGAACGGCAAAGACUAAAUUGAUGAUUGAAAAGGUGAUAAAAGAAACUCAGCUGCGUCAGAUCUAUACAGGAGAAGAGCGAUACAGUGUAAAAAAAUCUGUAUACUCCAAUAAGAUCAUUUCAAGCAACACAGCACUGAAAAAUGCACAAUUUCUCACUGUUCAAGUGGAUGUAGCAGAAAGAAGGCGAUUGGAUGAUCAAGCAAAAGAAAUAACUGCAAAGCUAAAUGCGGUGGAGUUACGCCUUGCUGAAAUUUCUGAGACGCACAGACAUCUUGAGCGGAAAGAUAAUGAAUUGAGGAAAAAGAAAGAACUUCUGGAGAUGAAGAGCAAGAGAAGACAACUAGAACAAAUCAGCACAAAGAAUGACAGUCUCAAGCAGAUGGAGAUGGAUACCAUCAAUCUUCAAGAGGAAGAACAAAAAGCUAAUGCGAAGAUGAAGGCAAUCUAUACCCAGAAAGCCAAACUGGUUUCAGAAUUAACACAGCUUAUUAAGACCUGCAUGAGGCUGAACAUGGAGAAAGUUGGCUUUGUUCUUGAAAACACAUUGUUAACUUAUCAGAAGAGUCAGCUGGAAACAGAAUUUAAAGAAUCUACUGCAGAGCAAAAAAUGAAAGAGCAACAAUACAGAGAACUGGAUGAGAAAAAGCACAAACUUUUGAAUAUGUGUAAGGAGCGUAUGAAAGCGGCCAGACAGAUCUGUGACCUGGAUCCAAAUCAGAAUGACAUUCCUCCAGAACUGAUGACAGCAUUUCAGAGUCUUCCCAAUUCACUGGAUGAAAUAGAUGCUUGUCUUAAUGAGGAAAAGUCAAGAGCGUCAUGCUUUACAGGCUUGAAUUUUUCAGUUGUGGACGAAUACAAGCGGAGGAAGCAAGAAAUAGAAAAUUUGUCUGAUGAGCUAAAUAGAAAGAAGAGUGAAUUAGAAAACUAUAAGCUGAAUAUCUCUCAGGUAAAAGAAAGAUGGUUAAAUCCCUUGAAACAGCUUGUUGAACAAAUUAACGAGAAAUUUAGCGAGUAUUUCCGCUCAAUGCAGUGUGCAGGUGAAGUUGACCUCCACACAGACAAUGAGGAGGAAUAUGACAAGUAUGGUAUCCGAAUCCGAGUGAAGUUUCGCAGCAGCACUCAGCUACAUGAACUCACCCAACAUCACCAGAGUGGUGGGGAGCGAAGCGUUUCUACAAUGCUUUAUCUGAUGGCACUGCAGGAAUUAAACAGAUGCCCCUUUCGUGUUGUAGAUGAAAUAAAUCAGGGAAUGGAUCCCACCAAUGAGAGGAGGGUGUUUGAAAUGGUGGUGCGUGCUGCUUGCAAGGAAAACACCUCUCAGUAUUUUUUUAUCACACCCAAGCUGUUGCAGAACUUAACCUAUGCUGACAACAUGACAGUGCUGUGUGUUUACAAUGGGCCACACAUGCUGCCCCCAGGCAAGUGGAACCUGAAGGCUUUCCUCAGGCGGCGACGAAGAGUACAGGCAGUCCCUCCCACCUGAAGAUGAGCUGCUUCCAGUUCUGGUUCUGUGGGGUCUAAGGUGGCUGAUGAGGUCAAUGUGAGAGCCACAGACUUUUCCAUGGAUGGAGCAGGAGGAUGGGGAAAAUUUGUGAAGUGGUGUGUUCCUUUAUGCAGGACUUCUGUGCGUUCCUAAUGCAUAAACAAUGCAUUAUAUAUGCUUUGAUGCAAUGAGAGAUGUUGCCUCAAGAAGGCAACAUCCAUCAUCAAAGAUCCCCACCAUCCGGGCCAUGCCAUCUUCUCACAGCCACCAUUGGGUAGGAGGUACAAAAGCCUGAAGUCCCACACCACCAGGUUCAAGAACAGCUACUUCCCUUCUUGAACAACCUGCACAACCCUAAUCACUACCUCAGUAUAGCAACACCAUGACCACUUUCCACUACUAUGGACUUUGAAUUUUUUGUUCUAAUUGUGUUCUUUCUUGUAAAAAUUGUAUAUAAUUUAUAUUUUUCUUGUGAAUGAUGCAUAUACAAUGCUAUGUGCUUGUGAUGCUGCUGCAAGUAAGUUUUUCAUUGUACCUGUGCAGACAUGUACUUGUGUGUAUGACAAUAAAUUCAAAUUUGAAACUUUGACUUUGACUCAAGAUUCUCAACACCAUCCCAACUGUUCCUUCUCCACCGUGAAUGGUCAUGGGCCAAAGAUUCCCAGGAGUCAGGUUGCAAUUUUUUUCCAAGGAGCCUUUGAGCACACCCUUGAAUCCUUUCCUCUGUGUGCCCAGUAAUCUCUUCCUGUGACAGAAUUCAAAGAAGAGUGGCUGUUUCAGGAGUCUGAUGUCAGGCGUGCAGACGGCAAGGAACAUCCAACAGAGCUGGCUAAAUGUAACUAGUGCUUCAAUACUGAGGGUAUUCACCCAGGAGAAUUUUAGUGCAGAGACACUGUUGGUGGUACCUUCCAGUGUUGAGGUACCUGCUGAAGUUAAUCUGAGUAUCACAAGCAUGUAGAUGAGCAGGGAUCACUACUGCUCAGUAGACUGUGAAUGUUGUGCCAGAUCUGACAUCUUGAUCUUCAAAUAUCCUCUUCCUCAAUCACAAGAACGCAGGAGCAGGAGUA